This is a messenger RNA of Gasterosteus aculeatus aculeatus (three-spined stickleback), 3036 nucleotides long. Lineage: Eukaryota; Metazoa; Chordata; Actinopteri; Perciformes; Gasterosteidae. The record is from RefSeq and is a predicted model, not a curated record.
CUUCCUGAGUGUUCUCUCACUUCCUCAAGAGUCUCUCUUCUGCAGACAGCAGAGUCUCACUAAUACAUCUUGAAGGGUCUUUGAACAUCUUGUCUCAACAGCAUCCUAUAAAUCCAGGACGUGUUGCUGGAGACGCAGCAGGGAAGGGAGGCCCGGGAGAGAGAGCUGGACUGAGACCCUGCAGUACAAUGAGAGGUUUUCUACUGGGACCCUGUCCUUUGCGUGCAUGUGCGCGCGCGCAUGCGCGUGCGCGCGGAGACUCCGCUGAUGAUCCGACUCACUUUGUGACAGAUGUUGUCUCCUCUGCACGCUGGCCAGAUGUGUGCUGUUUAAGCCAGAAUCAAAUCCGCGAUGAUAUGACGUCAUGUAGUUAGAAGUCCGAGCGGAAAUGUGAGACGCGCAGAAGGCGGAACGAUGACCCGAACAUGGAGCUUCUUCCCGGCGGUGGCUCUGCUGGCUCUGCGGCUCUGCGCCGGCAUGAAGUCCUGCUCCAUCUGGUUGAGCUCCAAACCGGUGGUGCAGAUAGGCUCCAGUUUCCAGGUGUACUGCACCUUUAAGUGCAGGUGCACGGGCGCCAUGUACAGCGACCAUCCGCGCAAACUGCAGAGGCACCAAGAGUUCAAUUCCACAACAGUAUUUGUGAAUGUGACGAACAUAACCAAGAACAUAACAUACAGCUGUGAUUGUAAAUGUGCUCCUGAGCUGGACCCCUGUGGACUGGACAUCUCAGCUGGGUAUCUUCCAGAGCUCCCCCAAAACCUUUCCUGCAUCUACGAGGUCAAAGGAAACCAGAGUGUGGUCGUGUUCUGCACCUGGAGCCCGGGACGGGACACUUUUCUGUGGAGCCAUUCUGUGCUGUGGGUGACUAAGAACCACAUCGAUGGACCGACGGGCUGCAAUGGUUCUUCUAAGGAAGCUGGUUUGUCAUCAGCUGGUUUGUCAUCAGCUGGUUUCACUGCGUCCAGUUCUGAUGCUGAGUGCAUCUCUGUGCAGGUAGAAGCCCGAAAUAUACUGGGCUCUGUCGAGACCCCCACCUACCAACUCUGGGACAUCGCUUCACCAUCGUCUCCAGUUCUCGGUUCCCCCAGGUGCUCAUCCCGACGCUGCAUCAUCGGGAUGAAUCAGUCUGUUUGGACUCAACACGUGGAGAUCCAGUUCACAGCGGAACCACAUAUCUGGACUUCUUCCCCAGACCAGGUGGUGCAGACAGACCCUGUGCAGACGGGUCCUGUGCAGUACUGGUCCGUCUCCUCUCUAGAGCCCUUCACCUUCUACCAGUUCCGAGCCAGGUCCAGACUCCGCCUAUGGAGCCGGUGGAGCGCUAACGUCUCCGGCAGGACUCAGGAGGAAGCUCCUGCCAAAGAGUUGGAUGUUUGGGUCCCUGAAGCCGCUUCAGACUUUAAGUCCCUGAGAGUUUACUGGAAGCCGCUGAGCGUUUCCUCGGCUCGAGGGAGAAUCCUCGGUUACACACUCCGUGUGUCUGAAUCCAACUUCAUCUACAACGUUAGUGCAGACGUAUCAAACCGUACGGUGACCUUCUGUGAGGACUGUGAAGUGACAGUGUGGGCCAUCAACUCCAAAGGAAAGUCUCCCCCAGCCACCAUUACUACUCCUCACAGGAAAGUGAAGCCUCAGGAGGUGCUGCCCCCUCAGGAUGUUCAUGUAACAGGCGCAGGUGACCACAGCGUCUGCAUCUCCUGGAGGAGGCCUGACUCCUCCCCUCUCCUUGCAGCCUACGUGGUGGAGUGGUACCGAGAGGGCAACAAGAUGGAGGAUCUCCAAUGGGUCCGACUAGGCAGAGAUGACAACCACACCGUAGUUACAGGUCUGAAGCCCUUUGAGUGCUAUGAAGGAGCCGUGCAUGUUGUCUACAAUCAGAGCUCAGUGGGCAGCAGCAGGUUCCUAGGUGUCUCCACUGGGUCCUCAGCUCCGUCAGCAGCUCCGUCGGUGCAGGAGACGGUGGAGGGGAACCAGGUGACGGUAACCUGGACGGAGCUCCCCAGGGGUGAGCGGAGGGGCUGUCUCACCAUCUACACCAUCUACCUAGAGAUGAGCAGCAGUCAACUACCGCCUGUCUCUGUUCCAGCUGCUCAGAGGAAGUACAUCAUCAGGAACCUGUCUCCAGCCAGGUACAGUCUCUGGAUGACCGCCUCCACUGCGGGAGGAGAGGGCCGCGCAGGUCAAAAGGUCAACUUCUCCAUCCAGCACGAGACCCGACUCUUCCCUUUGGUCCUGUGUGCUGUCGUCGGCCCGGUCCUGAUGGUUCUGGUGUGUCUGUACCACAGCUCGGCAGUGAAGCAGAGGUUCCGGGUUUUCUUUCAGUGCCUCGUGCUUGAUGUGGUUCCGGAUCCUGCAAACAGCAAAUGGGCCAAGGACAGUCUGCAGGGAAAGGGGAAAAUGAACCUCCAGCUGCAGCUCAGUAACUCCAGUGGCACCGAGGAGGAAGAGGAGCCCGACCUGGUGGACGUGGAGGAGCUGCUCCUUCCUCCUCCACCGAGCUGCACUGAGACGGAGCUUCUGCAUCCUCAGACCAACUACAUCAAGAGCUUCUCCCACGACUCAGACAGUUCCGCCCACACGCAGACGUCCUUGGACUCCACCGUGGACUACAUCUCAUCCCACGGACCAGGACACAUGGAGGAGGAGGUGGAGGAGGAGGAGGAGGACCAGGAGCCGUUUGGUUUCUUCCCCAGUCACAACCUGCUCACGGAGCCCAUGGAGUUUGGAGGGAAGUUGACUUUGAAUGCUGUCAGAAUAGACUGUAGUGACUUCCUCCUCUCAGAAGCGUAGAUGUGGAGCUGACAGUUGAACUCUGGUGAGAUGAGGUCUGAAGACAUCUUCAGAGGAAGAACAGGAUAAAGAAACUAGACACAAUGACUUUUACCUCAAGACACAAUAAUACUACAACACAGUUCAGGCUGCAUGAGGAACAUGUUGGGAUUCUGCCUGCUUUUACUCAUUUAUACAUCCAUCAAUAAUCUAAAUCUUGUAAUCACUGUAAAUGGUUGAACGACAAUAAAAAAACACUUGACUCUA